UCCGUACUCAAGGCUACUACGACGCCCGCAGCAGCCAUGUCCCACAAGAAGGUUGGAUUCCGGGACGACUCCCCUUCGGGUGCAUCCCACUACUCGGAUCACCAGAGGAGCGAUUCCGGGGUCGGUUCUCUAAGUGGUAGCGACUGCGGUGUUCCCAACAGUGAUCGUACCUACACACCCCGUGAUUACGACGACCAUCGGGACGCUCGUGAGAUUCUGCGCCUCAAGAAUGAGUUGACGCAGGCAGAGGACAAGAUCAAAGAUCUCCAGGCCAAAAUCCAACACCUUGAACGACUUCAGGUAUCCCACAGCCAGCUCAAGAUCACUCACAAGGAGGUCAUUCAGAGUGAGGCUACACUGCAAGCACAACUGGACGCGAAGCAGAAUGAGAACGAGGUCCUAUCCGAUCAACUCACCGAGCUAAAGUCCAAGAAUACCGAGCUAGUGCAAAAGAACAAGGAUCUUACGAGCGAAAACACGCAGCUCAAGGAGGAAAACAAGAAGCUGCGGGAACUCGAAGACGCCAAGAAAGCCACGGAACUAAAGGACCCCAAAGAGUCGAGCGAAUCCGUCGAUUCCGAGAAGAUGAAGAGACCCCGGCGCAAGAGCAUGUCCAUGCCCCCGCCAUCCGACUCAUCGGAGGACAGGAGACCUCGCCGAAGCUCGAGCCGACGUGCUCCACAUAGAGAACACGAGAAGUUGGACAUGGACAGUGAGUGGGAGCGACAGCUAGAGAGGGAGCGACAACUGGCACUGGCACACGAACGACCGGUCAUUGACGAGGAGAAGGAGCGUCUCCGCAGCCGCUUCCGCACUCGGGGUGACGACAACGAUGCCAAGAGCAGCAGCCAGUCUCUCCCAUCUCUCCCGCCGGCCACCAUCAGAGGCCAGCCACGGAACAGCCAGCGUGAUAGCUACAUUGAAUCUUCUGGUCGCGGUGCACCCAGACCACAGGUUCCAGGCCCUCAGCUCGUGUCGGCGAGAGAUGCCUACGACUACGCCUAUAAUGCGCCCUCUUAUCCGGCACCACAGUACGCGAGCAUCCGCGAGCCAAGCUCUGCUGUUCCUCGGGCUGUGGCACAUCAUCCAGCAGUCUAUGUCCAGGCGCCUGCUGGCUACGUUGACAACCGGUAUCCCACCGAUGAUGACUUCCGUUAUCAACAGGCGAUCGCUAGCGCAAAGAUGCCGCGGAGGUAA
Neurospora tetrasperma FGSC 2508 is the source of this 1197-nucleotide messenger RNA. RefSeq lists its product as uncharacterized. The coding region runs from base 37 to 1197 and encodes 386 amino acids. The record is from RefSeq and is a predicted model, not a curated record. The transcript has a single exon. Lineage: Eukaryota; Fungi; Ascomycota; Sordariomycetes; Sordariales; Sordariaceae.